This is a messenger RNA of Puntigrus tetrazona (Sumatra barb), 2599 nucleotides long. It is a transcript of the gene slc30a10, whose product is annotated as solute carrier family 30 member 10. The record is from RefSeq and is a predicted model, not a curated record. Lineage: Eukaryota; Metazoa; Chordata; Actinopteri; Cypriniformes; Cyprinidae. Gene Ontology annotation, cellular component: membrane. The coding region runs from base 878 to 1975 and encodes 365 amino acids. Gene Ontology annotation, biological process: zinc ion transmembrane transport; manganese ion transport; detoxification of zinc ion. Gene Ontology annotation, molecular function: zinc ion transmembrane transporter activity. The transcript is spliced from 4 exons.
UAUAUAAUACGAUAUUUAUAUAAUUCUUCUCCCUCAGAUUCCAGGUUUUCUAAUAGUCGUAUCUCAGAUAUGGUCUGAUCAGAAGAAACCAGGCAUCGAUGGAGAGAUGGUUUCUUCAGCUUCAGAUGAUGUAUAAAUCUCCUUCCGACGCGUGUUGCUCCAGGGUGUUUAUAAAAACGAGACUAAUUUAUUUAUUCGUUUAUAUAUAUAUUUUAAUUGCAUUCAUUUAUUUGAACGCGUUUCGCUGGAGGACUGGAGGACGUGGUGACAUCAGUGACCUGUCUUCAGUUGUUUUCUUCACCUGUGCUGUGCUGCUUUAAACAGAUCCUCUGGGUUUUGAUUUUCCAGCAAACACCAAACCAACGAAAAACACGUGUGUCGUAAAAGAAAUAAAGAUUGCGAAUUUUCUCAGUUGUCUGAGGACACGAGGAGAAACAAACCUUGACUAUCAGGAUGCGAAUCAGCUCGUAUAGAGUUAGAUAGGAGCGCUUGUUUAUGAUGGAGAUGAAAGCCUAUCUUAUCCGGCGGGGCGUGCCAGAGGCUGUUUAAUGUGUGACAGCGUUUACAGCGCGCGCUGGAUAAAUAACCCCGCUGACCUGCAUGGAACUAACUAACUAACCAACCCAGUCAGCAGAAAAAACCAGCUGGAUGACUGUUCAAAGGUGACAAUGACAAGAAUCCGCUGAGGAGGAGACGCGCGCACAAUCGCCAGAGACCUCAAGGCAAGCGGCGCGGCGCGUCACCAUCGCGUGGAAAAGUGCCAACUCAUGAUCGCCAACGUGAGACAGAAGGUGAAGAGCAGAGACAGGAGGAGGUGAAGAGCAGAGAGACGGACGGGCAGGUGAGCAUCUCUCCGCACGCACGCACGCACGCGAUCAUGGGGCGCUACAGCGGCAAGACGUGCCGCCUGAUCCUGAUGCUCGUCAUCACCGUCAUCUUCUUCGUGGCGGAGAUCGUGGCGGGGUACAUGGGCAACUCCAUCGCGCUGGUGUCGGACUCCUUCAACAUGCUGUCGGACAUUCUGUCGCUGUGCGUCGGGCUGACGGCGGCCCGGGUGUCGCGGCGCGCGAGCUCGGGGCGCUUCACGUACGGCAUGGGCCGCGCGGAGGUGGUGGGCGCGCUGGCCAACGCCGUGUUCCUCGCCGCGCUCUGCUUCUCCGUGUCCAUGGAGUCUCUGAAGAGGCUCGCCAUGCCGCAGGCCAUCGACGACCCGCCGCUGGUGCUGAUCGUGGGCUCGCUCGGGCUCGCGGUGAACGUGGUCGGGCUGCUCAUCUUCCAGGACUGCAGCAGCUGCCGGCGCGCGACGCGGAAGAACGACGCCCCUGUGCCGCGCGAGGCGGAGGAGGACGCGGCGGCGGCGGAGGAAGAAACAGGCCUGCAGGAGAAGAAGAAGCCUGAGAGCGACGGGCCUCCGCUAAACAUCCGCGGUGUACUGCUUCAUGUUCUGAACGACGCGCUGGGCUCGGUGGUGGUGGUGGUGGCCUCGGCUCUGUUCUACGUGUGGCCCCUGGCCCCUGAGAGCCCGUGUAACUGGCAGUGUUACGUGGACCCCAGUCUGACGCUGGUCAUGGUGGCCAUCAUCAUGUCGUCAGCCGCUCCUCUGGUCAAAGAAACGACGGGGAUCCUGCUGCAGAUGAGUCCUCCGGACCUGCAGCUCAGCUCUGUCUUGGAGAGUGUGUGUAAGCUCCCGGGCGUGGCGAGCGUUCACGAGGCUCACGUCUGGGAGUUAUCUAAAGGACGAAACGUGGCCUCGCUGCACGUGAAGGUGAGCGCUGACCUGCAGGAUUCGACCCUUCAGACUCAGAUCCAGCAGCUGUUCCAGCGCGCCGGGGUCCACAGCGUCACGGUUCAGCUGGAGCGAGCCGACGUAGAGAUGUCCUGCUGUCCUCCGGCCUCCAGAGACGUGACCGUCGACAUGCUGCCCGAGAAAGAGAAGCAGAUAUCAGCUAAACACACAGAGAGCACCAAGUUCUGAAGGACUGGAACACAGAACAAACAGACCUGGUUUUAUUCCUCCUCACGACUGUGCCUCGCUGCCCUUUAAGACUCCAGCUAAUGAUUCCUAGUAAUUGCACUCGGUUAGUUUGAGACGCGAGUUUGACGGGACCCAGAUCAACAGUCGAAUUAUUCAGCAGCUUAUUUAUUGCUCUGAAAGAGAGACAUGUCCAGCUCAUAUUUCAGCCCAAAAUAACAGAAUAAAAAAACACACAAAUCAAGCCAAAGUCUCACGAGUGUGUAAAGAAUGUAAACAUGAAGAUAGUAUUUGCUGUAGUGCCUUUAAUGCUUACGCUGAUGUAUGUAAUAAAUAGUAAUCUAUUACAGUAAUAUGCAAAAUAUUUUUUAAAUUAGUUCCUUUUGAUUUUGGGGUGAAAUUUAACCUGGACAUAGUUUCAAGAGAUUUGUUCUGAUAGCGUGUUUGCAUUCCUUGCUGUUAUUUAUGACAUUUUGCUCUUAAUGAUCUUUAUAACUUGCUAAUUCAGGGAAAUAUGAUUAGUUGUUGUUGUGUGUGAGUGUGUGUGUGUGUGUGUGUGUUUGAAAGACAAUCAAAUGUACUUCAAAACUGUAUACACUUAUAUUAAACAUUCUGGUUGAAAUCAAA